AUGCCUAUUCUCGACAUCACCAAGGAUAUCGCCGCGCUCUUUGAGCAGCAGGCUAAGGCUACCCCAGACGCUGUGGCCCUUGAAGAUGAAUCACGAACCUUUACCUAUGCGGAAUUGGACCAAGAGACGCAGACUCUUGCCGAUCAAUUGCGUCGAGAUUAUGGAGUCGGCAGAGAUAGCCUCGUUGGUGUGCUCAUGAGCCGAAGCGCCGACUACGUGAUCGCUUCAUUGGCAGCUCUUCGCGCGGGCGGUGCUUUCCUGGUACUUGAGCUCGCAUACCCCUCUGGGCUCCUGCGCGAUGUCAUCCAGGACGCGAAGCCCUCAGUGGUUAUCACUCAAAGCGCACACGUCAACCACAUCAAGGCGGAAGUGCCUAUCAUUGUCAUUGAUGAGCCCAGUAAAACGACAGUCAAUGGACACGCCAAUGGCGAACUUUCGCCAUUGCCUGCCAGCGAUGAUCUCGAACGCCUUAUGUUCGUCUCAUACUCUUCUGGCACCACUGGCCAACCGAAGGGCAUCUGCAAUCCCCACAGGGCAGCAGUGCUCUCAUAUGACCUCAGAUUUGGUCUCAGCGAUUUGCAACCGGGAGAUCGUGUAGCUUGCAAUGUGUUCUUCGUGUGGGAGAUGCUUCGCCCCUUAUUGCGGGGAGCGACUGUCUUUGCUGUUCCGGACAGUGCAAGUUACGACCCAUCAGCUCUUGUCAACUUGCUCGAGUCUCGGCAAAUCACAGACACGCUCAUGACACCUACCCUUCUGGCAACCGUCUUGUCUCGUCACCCUGACUUGAGCAAGCGCCUGCCCAAGCUGCGGUCUCUCUGGUUGAACGGCGAGGUGGUCACAACUGACCUCUGCCGCAGGGGAAUGAAGGCCCUGCCCGAAACCAGGUUUCUCAAUGUCUACAGCGCUUGCGAGACCCACGAGGUCGCAGCCGGUGAUAUCAGCACAUUCAUUGACUUUGAAGCCCGUGUCUGCCCGGUUGGCCCACCGAUGAACCCAGAAAACAUCUACAUCAUGGACGAAGACGGUAACAGGGUUGGCAACAAUAUCAGCGGAGAGCUCUAUGUGGGCGGCGACCUCCUGGCGCGGGGUUACCUCAACCUGCCAGAGACAACAGCCAAGGCAUUCCACCCGGAUCCCUUUGUCAACAAAGAAGGUGCACGCAUGUACCGUACUGGAGAUCUCGCUAGAGUCCUUCCCUCCGGUCUUCUGGAGAUCACUGGUCGCGCAGGCGGUAUGAUCAAGACCCGUGGCUACACCGUUCAGCCAGGUGCUGUCGAAAACGCCAUUGUGAAGCACUUGGCUGUGAGUGACUGCGCUGUCUCCUCUCACGGAGAAGGCCUUGAAAGACAACUUGUUGCCUAUAUCGUUCGCGACAACGAUGACAAGCGGGGCCGAGGAGAUGUGGUUAUUGACGAGUCUGGAUACAGCCCUGCAGCUAGACGUGUCCUUGGAGAGCAUCUUGCUCUGUACAUGCUUCCAACUUACUGGGUGGAGCUUGAACAACUCCCUACUCACGGCGUCUCCGGCAAGACUGAUCUGAAGGCCCUGCCGCCGCCGCCAAGCCCGAAGCUUGCAGUCAAUGGCGAAAAGGAGCAAAACACCAAGGUCAAGAUCGAAACCGUCAAGAAGCUGUGGGCGGCUGCCCUCAACAUGCCUGAUAGUGCCAUCACCGAGGAGCACGACUUCUUCGAUAUUGGUGGCCACUCCCUUGUUCUCGCAGACCUAGCAAACAGAUUCGCUAAGGAGUUUGGGUUCCCGGUUCCGCUGGCACCUCUUGCGGGUACGCCAACACUGCAAGGACACCUGCAAGCGAUUUGCGAUGCUCGUGAUGGUCACACGGCGGCUGUUCAAGCGGACCUCCCAGCCGUCCUUCGUGCUGAUUCCAUUCUGCCUGACGACAUCCAAUCCAACGGCACUCCUAUGCGGCGUCUGAAUGAUGCUAAUACCGUGCUCUUAACCGGUGCAACUGGAUACCUCGGUGCCUUCCUUCUCAAGUAUCUUGUGGAGACCACCUCGGCACACAUUAUCUGCCUCGUCCGCUUCACGGAUCCUACCGACGAGAUGCGUGCUGCUGGAAUGGCUAGAAUCCGAAAGAACCUGAUUGAUCUUGGCAUCUGGGAAGACUCCUUACUCGACAGAAUGGAGGUUCUGCCCGGAAACUUAUCGCGAGAGCACCUCGGUCUUGCCCCAGAGGUUUAUGAUGACGUCGUUUCCCGUGUUGAGGUCAUCAUUCAUGCUGCUGCGACUGUCAACCUGGUUUAUCCCUAUGCUGCACUGAGAAGCCCCAAUGUCGGAGGCACAAGAGAAAUCCUACGCCUGGCGUCAAAGAGCGGUGCCACCCUUCACCACGUUUCCACAAAUGGUGUUUUGACACCAUCUGUUGCAGGCCACUCUGAAGACGCCAUGGUUGACAUUGACGAUGUUCCCGACAAGCUGAUCGACGGAUAUGGACAGACCAAGUGGGUGGCUGAGAAGCUGGUCUAUGAGGCCGCUCGUCGAGGUAUGCCGUGUAAGGUUUACCGCCCUGGUACGAUCAGUGGUCAUAGCAAGACAGGCUCAUGUAACGCAUGGGAUCUUCUGAACGCCCUGAUCGUCGAGUCGUUACACCUCAAGACGGCGCCGUAUGUUGACCAAUGGUUCGCCGAAAUGACGCCUGUCGAUUUCGUCAGCGCAGCUAUCACGACUCUCGCCAACCACACCGACUCUGAGCAGUUGGUCUACCACCUUGGUGACCCCAACCCAGUGUCUGCGAACUACAUCUUCGACAGCCUGAAUGAGCUCGGUUUCCCGACCGAGCGCGUGCCCUGGGACGAUUGGGUGGAGUUGUGGACCAAGAAGCGAGGUUUCGGCACUGCAGGCGACGUCCCUUUCACCGUUGACAUCCUUCGUGGUGGUAUGCCUACCGCAGAGACUCUCAAGGCUGUGACCGUCCUCAAGGACGAGGCUACGGCUCCCGCUUUGCUCAAGUACAACCUGCCUCGCCCCAAGAUCGAUACUGAUCUACUCGAGACCUACACUCGACACUUCUGCGCGAGAGGCUGGCUCUCUCGACCUCCGCGCCGAGCAAACGCUAACGGAGCUACAUCUCGCGUCAACAAGGGUCGUCUGGCUGGCAAGGUCGCCGUCAUCACUGGUGCCUCUUCCGGCAUCGGUGCAGCUGUUGCAGCUGGGCUGGCUAAGGAGGGCGCCCAUGUCGCUCUUGCGGCAAGACGAACGGAAGCCCUGGAAGGUGUCAAGGCCAAGCUUGCUGGCACUGGCGGCAAGGUCCUCAUUCACAAGACGGAUGUGACGAAGAAGGAAGACGUUGAGUCGCUCAUGCAGGCGGCAGCUGACAAGCUUGGACCGGUCGACAUUCUGGUCAGCUGCGCCGGUGUCAUGUACUUCACCAUGAUGGCGAACAACCAGACUGACGAGUGGGAGCGCACUGUCGAUGUCAAUUGCAAGGGUCUCUUGCACUGCUUGUCGUCUACGGUCCCUGGCAUGCUGGGCCGAGGAAAGGGUCACAUUGUAGCCAUCUCGUCCGACGCUGGCCGCAAGGUCUUCCCCGGCCUGGGUGUUUACUCUGCUAGCAAGUUCUUUGUGGAAGCAACUCUGCAGAGCCUGCGUCUCGAGACGGCCGGUACGGGUCUCCGCGUCACAUCUAUUCAACCUGGCAACACGGCCACAGAGCUGCUGGGUAUCUCUACAGACGCUGAGGCUAUCAAGAAGUACGGCGAGCCUACUGGUGCCAAGGUCCUGGACGCCGAGGAUGUAGCUUCUUCGAUUGUGUACGCUCUGUGUCAGCCAGAACAUGUUGCUGUCAACGAGGUGCUCAUUGAGCCUAGAGAUGAGCCUAUUUGA
Colletotrichum abscissum is the source of this 3840-nucleotide messenger RNA. RefSeq names its product AMP-binding enzyme. The record is from RefSeq and is a predicted model, not a curated record. NCBI's taxonomy places the organism in Eukaryota, Fungi, Ascomycota, Sordariomycetes, Glomerellales, Glomerellaceae. The transcript has a single exon. The coding region runs from base 1 to 3840 and encodes 1279 amino acids.